Messenger RNA from Tricharina praecox, 687 nucleotides. RefSeq lists its product as uncharacterized. The transcript has a single exon. The coding region runs from base 164 to 643 and encodes 159 amino acids. The record is from RefSeq and is a predicted model, not a curated record. NCBI's taxonomy places the organism in Eukaryota, Fungi, Ascomycota, Pezizomycetes, Pezizales, Pyronemataceae.
GGUGGUGACGGUGAUCGCAUCUUCCCUGUAUGCAGAGUACACAGAGUAGUCGACAACUUCAUACUUUACAUACCGCGAACCAUGCUUGCUUGAAUCUCGAGAAGAUGUUUGGGAAGGCAGACUGACGGAAAUAUGGAAACAAGGCACUGUGGGUUAUUGGUCCAUGGUCAUGGGGCGAGGAAGGCGGAGGAGUCGGAGGAGUGGCGAAUGUGGGGGAAGGGGGGUGGAGAGGUUACCUAGGGCUUUCUGCUCUGCUCUGUCAGUCCGCCCUUUUACACUCUCUCGGCCUUCUUCUACAUCCCAUUGUGUUACGACCUCGUGGGCUUUCCUACCUACGGCACGGCGAGUCCGGAAGGAUGAUUACUCUGAUAUCGUCCUGUCGCCUUCAACCACGGUACUUCACUGGAUUGGUGCCGUAGCCUACCUACAUGCUCUAGUCCCGGCCCUGCGUCUUACGAAUGGCCGGUCCACAGGUAAGCCCCAGGGCCUGCCCUGCUCUACCCACUUAGAGCAUGUGCCUAUCCCCCAGAUGUGUAUGUACAUCCGCACGCCCAUCCAUUCGCUCGUUCGCGUUCUCGGGAGGUCUAAGGUAAGGCAAGGUAAGGUAAAGGUAUGUAAGGUGAAGCAAGGUCAGGUAAGGUAAAGGUAAGGUGAGGUGAGGUAAAGCUCACGCAUCCACAUCCAUCU